AGAAAGUCUUAAUUUCAGAAGUCAGUCUUCUCUGACAUUAUUUUGGAAAGGACUGCAACCUAGAACUUACACUGCACAACAGUCAGUGUUUCAAUUGAUUGUUUGGUGCACAGAAUGGAAGAUUGGAUUGUUUCAUCUAUUAACCCUAGUGGGAUGGCUGAAGUAGAUGAAGGAUCACUUCAAAAGUCCAUGGACAAAAACAAAGAAUCUCUACAAAAGAAGCUUAUGCUUCGAAGACCAAUUAAUCAGCUAGUUGAACAAGGAAUAAUGCCACCUUUAAACACUCCACCUGCAUUCCACGAGCAGCGCCAGAAGCUGGAGCGAGCAAAGAUGGGUGAUUAUCUCAAGAACAAGAUACAAAAGCGACCAGAACGACAAGAACUCAUCCAACAACAUAUUUUGGAAG
This is a messenger RNA of Limulus polyphemus (Atlantic horseshoe crab), 406 nucleotides long. RefSeq names its product MKL/myocardin-like protein 1. The record is from RefSeq and is a predicted model, not a curated record. The transcript is spliced from 5 exons. The annotation marks the transcript as partial. Lineage: Eukaryota; Metazoa; Arthropoda; Merostomata; Xiphosura; Limulidae.